Cottoperca gobio is the source of this 22180-nucleotide messenger RNA. RefSeq names its product dystonin (gene dst). Gene Ontology annotation, cellular component: hemidesmosome; membrane; cytoplasm. NCBI's taxonomy places the organism in Eukaryota, Metazoa, Chordata, Actinopteri, Perciformes, Bovichtidae. Gene Ontology annotation, biological process: intermediate filament cytoskeleton organization; wound healing; hemidesmosome assembly. The record is from RefSeq and is a predicted model, not a curated record. Gene Ontology annotation, molecular function: microtubule binding; structural molecule activity; calcium ion binding.
CCGCCGCUGGUGAAUGUCCAGUUUGUGGAGCCCGGGUUAUGGCUCAGUUCGCACCGCAGCCUUAUGGACUUUCAGACGAACAGAAUUACCUCCAAGCGUACGAGGAUGUUCUGGAGAAAUACAAAGAUGAAAGAGACCGAGUGCAAAAGAAGACAUUUACAAAAUGGAUAAACCAGCAUCUGCUGAAGGUACGAAAGCAUAUAAAUGACCUGUAUGAAGACUUACGAGAUGGACAUAACCUGAUCUCACUGCUGGAGGUUUUGUCUGGAGACACAUUGCCUCGGGAGAGAGGGCGGAUGCGCUUCCACAGACUCCAGAAUGUACAGAUAGCACUGGAUUACUUAAAGAGGCGGCAGGUCAAACUUGUAAAUAUCAGGAAUGACGACAUCACAGACGGCAACCCAAAGCUGACCCUGGGAUUGAUCUGGACCAUAAUUCUGCACUUUCAGAUCUCGGAGAUCCAUGUCACAGGGGAGUCCCAGGACAUGACAGCCAAGGAGAGGCUGCUGUUUUGGUCCAGGCAGAUAACAGAGGGCUACGUAGGUGUACGAUGUGACAACUUCACGACCUCCUGGAGGGAUGGGAGGCUAUUCAACGCCAUCAUUCAUAAAUACAGGCCAGACCUGGUUGACAUGAGCUAUGUGUCGACACAGGGCAAUCGAUCAAAUUUAGAGCACGCGUUUUGUGUAGCUGAACAGCUGGGGGUUGGCAGACUGCUGGACCCCGAGGACGUGGACGUUCAGUCACCCGAUGAAAAAUCAGUCAUCACAUACGUCUCCACGCUGUACGAUGCUUUCCCCAAAGUACCUGACGGUGUUGAUGGAAUCAAUCCUAAUGAUGUUGAUGUCAAAUGGGUGGAGUACCAGAACAUGAUCAAAUACCUCAGCCAGUGGAUCAAACACAACGUGGCCAUAAUGACAGAUAGAUCAUUCCCCAACAACCCUGUGGAACUCAAGGCACUUUAUACACAGUAUCAGCAGUUUAAAGAACACGAAAUCCCACUGAAAGAGAACGAUAAGACAAAAAUCAAGAAUCUCUAUAAAAUGCUUGAGAUGUGGAUCGAGUUUGGACGUAUUCAGUUACCCCAGGGUCAUCACCCUAAUGAUGUGGAGAAGGAAUGGGGUAAAUUAAUUGUUGCCAUGCUGGAAAGAGAGAAGAGCCUGAGGCCUGAGGUGGAAAGGCUUGAGAUGUUGCAGCAGAUUGCCAACAGGGUCCAGCGGGACUGUGUUAACGGAGAAGACAAGCUGGCGUUGGCAAGAAUCGGCUUGCAGUCUGAUGCAAAACGUCUCGAGUCUGGUAUCCAGUUCCUAAAUGAAGCUGAGAUCGCUGGCUACCUCUUGGAGUGUGAGAACAUUCUCAGGCAACAAGUGGUGGACAUCCAAAUUCUUCUGGAUGGGAAAUUCCCCUUUGCAGAUCAACUUGUCCAAAGGGUGUCAAAACUCCGGGAUGAACUUCUUGCCCUGAGGUCCGAGUGUUCUUCUGUGUACAGCAAAGGUCGCACGCUGACCACAGAACAAACCAAAAUGAUGAUUUCCGGCAUCACACAAAGCCUGAACUCUGGCUUCUCUCAGAACAUCAACACAAGUCUGACAUCAGCCCUUACUCCUGCACUCACCCCGGGGGGGUUAGGUACCCCUGGGUCCACAUUCACCUCCAGCCUUACACCGUGCCUGACCCCGUCCUUUACCCCUGCCUUGACCCCCGGCCUGCAGCCUGCUUCAGUCCAGAGCUACAUGGGGAGUGGUGGCGGCAUGGACCCAGGCAGUCUCAGGCAUUUGAAACACAUGCAGAUCCGCAAGCCCUUACAGAAAUCCUCACUGGCAGACCCCAACAUGACAGAAGAGGAGGUCAACAUGAAAUUUGUUCAGGACCUCAUGAGCUGGGUGGAAGAGAUGCAGUUGCAGUUGGAUCGUUCAGAGUGGGGAUCUGAUUUGCCAAGUGUGGAAAUGCAUUUAGAGAACCACAAAAGUGUACACAGAGCCAUUGAAGAAUUUCAAAUGAGUCUUAAAGACGCCAAACUGAGUGAGAUUCAGAUGAACAUACCCCUGAAACUAACAUAUUCAGACAAACUGAACAAACUGGAGAAGCAGUAUGAAAGGCUGUUGAGCUGUUCAAGAGAGCGACAAAGCCACCUGGAAAGCCUGCAUGACUUUGUGUCGAAGGCAACUCAGGAGCUCAUCUGGCUGAAUGAGAAGGAGGAGGAGGAAGUUGCAUUUGACUGGAGUGAUCGUAACGGCAACAUCUCCAAGAAACGAGACUACCAUGCUGACCUGAUGAGGGAGCUGGAUGAAAAGGAGGAAGUGAUCAAGUCUGUGCAGGACAAGGCAGAACGUCUUAUGCACAAGAACCACCCUGCGAGGCUCACUAUAGAAGCAUACAAGGCUGCCAUGCAGACACAGUGGAGCUGGAUCUUACAGCUCUGCUCAUGUGUAGAACAGCAUCUCAAAGAGAACGCUGUUUAUUUUGAGUUUUUCAGUGAUGCCAAAGAGUCCCUGGACUACCUUAAGAGCCUGCAGGAUGCCAUUAAGAGAAAAUACAGCUGUGAUCGAACAAGCAGCCUACACAGGCUGGAGGAUCUCAUUCAGGAGUCCAUGGAUGAGAAAGAGCAGCUUCUUCAGUACCGCAGCACUGUAGCUGGGUUAGUGGGCAGGGCCAAGAAUAUUGUGCAGCUCAGGCCCAGGAACCCUGAAAGCCCCAUGAGAUCCUCCAUCCCUGUCAAAGCCAUCUGUGAUUAUCGUCAGAUAGAGAUUACCAUUUAUAAAGAGGAUGAGUGUGUGUUGGCCAGUAACUCUCACCGGGCCAAGUGGAAAGUCAUCAACACAGCAGGGAACGAGGCCAUGGUGCCCUCUGUCUGUUUCACUGUGCCUCCACCCAACAAAGAGGCUGUUGAUAUGGUUUCCAGAACUGAGCAGUUAUACCAGAAUGUCCUGGCACUCUGGCACCACUCACACAUCAACAUGAAGAGUGUGGUGUCUUGGCAUUAUCUAAUGGCUGAUAUAAGAGCCAUCCACAACUGGAAUGUGGCCUCAAUAAAGACCAUGUUACCAGGUGAGCAUCAGCAGGUCUUGAGCAACCUGCAGUCCCACUUCGACGAGUUCCUGGAAGACCGCGAGGAGUCUGAGGUCUUCACAGUGGCAGACUGUGCCCAGCUAGAAAGAGACGUUGCGGCCUGCAAGGAGUACUACCAGGAACUACUCAGAUCUGCAGAAAGAGAGGAACACGAGGAGUCGGUGUACAAUCAUUACAUCUCAGAGAUACGCAACUUCCGGAUGCAUCUGGAGGCCCAUGAAGAACAUCUGAUCAGGCAACUCCGCACACCGCUGGAGAGGGACGACCUGGAGCAGAGUCUGCAGCGCAUCACAGAACAUGAGAAGAAGACAGCGGAGUUGAAUAAACUGAAGGAGGACCUUGACGUUAUGAAGGAGAAGUGUGAGCUGUUCAUCAGACAGGCUGCAGGUUCUCCUUCUGUGCCGACGCUUUCCUCUGAACUCACCGUCCUCGUUCAGAGCAUGAGCCAAGUGUACUCCAUGUCUUCCAUUUAUAUGGACAAACUGAAGAAGGUGAGCUUAGUGGUGAGGCACAGCCAGAGUGCAGAGACGCUUGUUAAGGCCUACGAAUCCAAACUCUAUGAGGAAGAUGCCAUGAACUCUGACGUCAAGUCCAUCGAGACAGUCAUUUCAACACUUAAGCAAUGGCGGACAGAGAUUGACGAGAAGCAGGAGGUGUUCCAUGACAUGGAGGAUGAGCUGCAGAAAGCGCGCGUCAUCAGCGACCGCAUGUUUAAGGCCCAUAACGAGCGUGACUUUGACCUCGACUGGCACAAGGAGAAAGCUGAUCAGCUGAGCGAGAGAUGGCAGAACAUUCACUCCCAGAUUGAUAGCAGGCUUCGGGACCUGGAUGGUAUCGGCAAAUCUCUGAAACACUACAGAGACUCCUACAGUAGUCUUGAUGAAUGGGUUAGAGAAAUGGAAGCAGCGCAGCUAAACGCCCAAGAAAACAAACCAGAAGAUAGCAAGGCACUGGCUGAGCUGUUAAACAAACAGAAGGUCCUUGUUGCUGAAAUUGAACAAAAACAGGGCAGAAUUGAUGAGUGUCAGAAGUACUCAGAGCAGUACUCAUCCGCCAUUAAGGAUUAUGAACUUCAGCUGAUGACGUUCAGAGCGAUGGUCGACUCCCAACACAAAUCCCCUCUCAAGAAACGGAAGAUGCAGAGCUGUUCUGAUGCCAUUCAGCAGGAGUUUAUGGAUCUCCGAACCCGCUACACUGCUCUUGUGACUCUCAUGACUCAGUAUGUGAAGUUUGCCAGUGAAACACUGAAGAGAACUGAAGACGAGGAGAGAUCUGUUGAUGAGGAGAAGAGAGAGCAUGGUGAUAAAGUUAGCAAACUAUUGCACUGGAUGUCCAAUGUGAAUCAGACCCCGAACAAUGAUGGGAAUGCUUUGCAAGAUAGCAAUGCCAACACAGACGCUUCUAAUAGGCCCCAGGUGUCAGUCGAGGAAAUGGUCACUAAGAAGGAACAAAUUGCAGAAGCACUGAGAGCAACGCAAAUGAUGCUGACCAAACACAGUGACAAAAUGACAGAGGAGGAAAGAGAAAAGGCCCAGGAGCAGCUGAAGAUGCUGAAUCGGGCCUACAGUGAACUCUCCCAGCACUGUUCAGAUCAGACCACCUCUGCAGAAGAGGCUUCUAAAUCCAGUGAUGGAGGGCUUUGGGUUGGACCCAUAAGUGGCCUAAUUGGUCAGAUAUCAGGGGCCCGACCUGUGACCUCUAACCUCUUUCAGUUUGACUUGGACCAGGACGAUGCCUCCAAACAAGAUCUUGUUUUUAAAUCCACCCUGAACCACUUGCAAAACUUGAACGGAGAAAACAAGUACAUACAGAGUUCACAUGUCUCCUCUGUGUCGCUCGCUGACAUAGCAGCAGCCAGGGAAGGGGCCACGUGUGAAGAUCCGAUCAUCAAGAUGAUCGAUGUCAAACAAGACAGUGAUGGAUUGAAUGUGUGCUACACAGGGGACACGCUGACCCUGGAGAGGGCUUUUCAGUGUGGUUUUAUACCCGCUUCUGUCUAUGUAGAGAUUCUUCAGAGGCAAAAGACCUGUCAGGAUACGAUGAACCCCAGUGCUGCUGAAGAUGUGUCACACCUAGAGCCUGUGCAGGAGGUCAAUAGACUGAUAUUAAAGUGCCUCAGCAGAAAUAAAUCACUGACAUCAGGGAGGGAUGUUAACACUUUGAGGUUUUCGUGUGAUGGUUUAAGCGAACUGGAGAUGUCGGAGGAUGUUAUAAGUGAAGGCUUAAAGGUGGAUGCAGCCGUUCAAUGUGAUUUGAUGAGCUCCAGCAGCACACUCAUUGUGCUUGAAAAUCAAAGGCAGUUUAUGGGACUCGUGUUGCCUCCUUCUGGGGACAUCCAAACUGUGUCUACCUCAUUCCAGAUUGACCAACAAAUCACCACUGACGAGUUCACCAGCACACUGUUUAGUAAUCGAGAAAAGAUAGCAGCUUUUUACAUUCCAGAAAUUUCAGAGGUGGUCGACAUCACCUCCGCCAUUCAGAGUGGUUGGAUUGACACUUAUACAGCAGAGGUUUUGAAAACUGUAGAAAUUCCUGAUGUGUUUCCUGAAGUUGAUCAACUUAACGACAAGUUUUCAAAUUGGCUUAUGUACAAAACACUCACAGUUGAUGGAUGCCAUCAUGCUGCAGACUGCUUACAAGUUGAUAACAUCCCCACUCACACAGAGGCGAAGCUGUUAUUUAUCUCCUACCUAAUGUUGAACAGUUAUAUAGAUCCCAAGUCAGGACAGCGAGUCCUAAUACUCGAUAGACAGCUGAGUAAAAUGGUCAAAAUCUUUCUUGACGAUUCAAUAUUGUCUGAAAACACUGAGAAAAAUGUAACUUCUCUGACUUUCAAUGUUGGUGACCUUACAGAAGAGGUCGAUUUAGAGACACCGCUGCACAUAAAUGAGGAAACGGAGGAGGAGGAGUUAAUGAAAUACUCGCAACACACAUUUGAUCCUCAUAAUUUUGUUUCCUCGGUCAAUGGAAGAAUUGGCUUCGAUGAAAAAAUAUAUGCAGAUGACGAUGCUCUAAAGCAGGAACUUCUAGUCGAUGACGACAUUGACAUGGAUACCACAGAGCCUGGUGUAGGCGAGGAAACCAUGUGUCAAAACAACACAAUAUGGACAAAAUCAGAUGAAUAUGCAGAGAGAAUUUGUGGAAAUAGUUUCCAAAUUGAUGAUGGAGGUGCUGAUAGUGAAGGUCUCGAUAUUCCAACUAUUCCAGUCCUUCAAACUUUAUACCCAGUAAACAGAACAGAUGUUGGUUCACCGUCGAGGACGUUUGACUCGGAGUGUUCAGUAACAUCUUCACUCCCAUGCUACCACGGAGAGUCACUUUGUAGUGAAUCAGAAGGUACAGAUAUUACCCAAGAUGAUUUUUUAUGCUCUGAGGACGGUUUGGAGGGUGAAAACGAGCAAGACUAUGCUGUUCAUCUUAUGAAAGCGCACAUGGAGGAGGGAGGCAUUUCAGAUGUCACCUCUGGGAGGCGUUAUGACCUGGAGGCAGCGCUCAGUCUGGGCCUAGUUGACCAUACGACAGCACUGAAACUGCUUGACUUACAGUCGGAUGAAACGGGAAGCGUUGUAGAUGAUGACGAGGACACAAUGUGUGUUUUAAACCAGCCAGUGUCAGAUGGAUUCACAUCUUCAAAUAUUUAUAUAAUGGAACAGCAGAGCUUAUCUAAGUCUGUUUGCACCAUUAGUAUCAGUGAGUCAUAUGAGUCUGGAUUAGUUAAAGAUGAACGCGUUGAUUUAGACCCUAAAACCAGCGUUAACACAGAAGAAAACUGCACUCUCUCCAUCUCUGAUCAUAAUCUGCAUUUGAUUAAUAAUAAUAAUGAAGCUGAUGACAUGCAGACUGAGAGAAAUGUUGCUGUCAUGGUGCUUGAUCUGACCGAUGAGGAGACUGAUAACCAAGAGAAAGAGAGUGAAAAUGGAAUAGACGUAGAUUGUGAGACAGGAAAUGUAGGAGAGAUGAGUAAUUCUCCAGAUCCUUCUCCUCCCUCUGUUAGGGGUCACAAGUCUCUGAUGAUCUCACCCGCCUCAUGGAGUCAAGUUACGGCAGAGUGUAUUCAUCACAUGGACAGAUCGUGUUUACCGGCUGAAGGCAGUGACUCACAGGGUGUGAUCAAUAACAUGUCGACAGAUGAGGCUGGCGUGAUAGAAAACGCUGCUCCAGCUACAGAGUCAAGACCAUCUAGCGUGAGUGACAGAACCUCGGGCAGCAGCACUGAUCCAAAAAGCCACACUCAAUAUGCCGCUCCUAUUAAUCACUGUAAAUCUGACAGCUCACCCAUAGAUGAUGAUUAUUUCAUUGCCGGAUAUGAAGUGGCUGAUCAAACGGUUAGUGAGAGUGACUUAGACGUGUCCUCAUCACGCCGCGAUGUGUUGUGUGAAGAAAGCAGAGCGGAGAAUGACACAAGUGCAGUUCAGUCACCUUUCGACUGCGAGCAAACUCCAAGCAUAGAUUACUCAUUGCAGAGAGAUUUGGUCCAAAGCGCAAUCAUGUCAGAGUCCAGGGGUAAUGGUAACUAUGACAACAGCAUUACAGAAGAUGGCAGCAGAAUCACAUUACCUCAGCGAGCAGCGCUUCGCUCAGAAAGUGAUUUUAGUGUCGGCUCGGAGCCCAGCUGCUCUGACAAUGGUGAGAGAGCUCCACGGUCAAACGUUGUUUCCAAUGAAAUCAUCGCAACUAAUGCUAUCAAUCUGAAGUGCUCUGAUGUUGAAGAUUCAGAGUACGACACUCUAACUACCACCAGAGUUUCUCCUGAAGCAGUACAGGCUGAUGAAGAUGUGUCACAGCACAGUGCUGCAGAGGAUGUCGAGUUGGGCACAGACAGUCUUUCCCCAGAGAGGCAACAUGAGGACAUUUUCACAGUCAGUGAUAUGGAACAGAUCUCUGUGUCAAAAAAUGCACAGACAGCAAGUGAUGAAGAAAAUGCAGAUACUGGUGGAAAUGUCUAUGCGACAGAAAUGAACUCAGGACAGUCUGAAACUAUAAUGAGAGUAGGUUCAGAUAUUCUACCAGAGGUAAACAGAUUAGAUCAGUGUGCUUCUAAGCAUCCCCAGGUAGAUACUGACUUCCUGUCUGAUACUUCCUCUUCAGAUCCAUCAGUGUUUUAUGCUGUAAGGACAUGUGUGGAUGACGAGGAGGAACUCAUUACAAAGGGUCCUGAUGUCAGUGAUUUGCAAAAGGCACAAACUCAAGACGUUGAAAGUGCUAUCGCUGUAGUUCAGAAUACUCCACAACCUUUAGAGGAAGGUGGUUUUCACGGAGGGGACGCACCUCAGGGACUAAUUCAGAGCAGUCACCCUGACCUUCUCAUGGAUUUGCUGAAGCAAAACGCCCUCAGAUCAAACAAGAAAGAAAUAGGAAACUCAGAGCUGAUAAUGCAGGAAGAGAAAGUCGGUGAAAAGUCAGAAAAGCAGUCUGACGCUCCAAAUAUCCAGCUGCAACUGCUGCAGGUUCUUAAGACUGUUUCCUCAAGUCAAGACCUUUCGAUGCUUCAGGAAGUGAUGGACACUCUCAACAGUGCUCUGGGGGUUGACUCCCUGGGGCGUGACUCUCAGGAGGAGCGGCAGCACACACUGGAGAGCAUCAAGGAGGAGAGCUCAGAGGGAGAAGAUGAAGAGUCAGCAGAAGAUGACUCGGGUCUCUUCGGCUCUACCGCAGGUCACCAGCUGUCUCCUCAGUCGUCGGGCAGCUCAGAUGCAUGCAGAGUUGAUGAGGUCAAAAAUAAGCUGUUCUCCAUCCAAGAUUUUUUGGAGUGUGUUGGCAGACUGCAGGAUCACGCUGAUGUUUUAGAAGAUGUCAGAAAAGACCUUAUAAUCCAGGCACCCAUGAGCAACAACAUGGAAGAACUGCAGAUCCAAAUAGAGGAUUUUCAGUCUCUGGAGUCCCACAUUUCUAGACUGGCUGGUGUUAUGAGAGAAGAUAUGGAGAAAGCCAAACAGCUCCUGAAUUGUGUUGAUGAGGACAUUCCCGUACAAAUCCACCAAGAUUUGGCCUCGACGUAUCUCGAUUUAGAGCCAAAUUUUACUGCUGUUACCCAAAUGUGUGCAGGAAGGAGUCACUCCCUAAUUCAAGCAAUGGAAACGGGAAAAGUACAUUUGGAAUCAACGUACCAGAAACAUCUUAGUGAUCUUAAUGAACUCGCGGGCCUCCUCCAAAACAACUCAGAGGUGUGUGACGUGGAUUUGAACCCAUGUGAUGUGGACGCACUGAAACAUUUGAUUCAGCAGAACAAGGACACAGAGAGCAGUCUGCUGAAAGAUGGCAGGCUCAAGUUAGAGGAUGUCACAUUUGAUAUCCAGUGCUUUAUUUCUGAGCACGCUCAGUUUCUGAGUCCACCUCAGAGCAGCUACCUCCUCAAGUUCCUCAGCACCACACAGCGAGCGUUCAGGGACCAGACAGAGAGGCUUGUUACCCAGAGGAGCGCCUUAGAGGGCCUACUGGACACCGGAGAGAGGGAGAGCCAGGAGAAGUCUUUAUUGGAAAAACACAAGGAGUUUACAGAGAAGUUGGAGGAAGUGUGUGAUAACCUCACCCUGACAGAAAACCAGCUGAUUGGUCAUCAGCAACAGUCUGAAAAUGCUGAGUGUGUCACCGACCUGCAGCAGUACCAGCAGGAGCACCAGGCUCUGCAAAAAGACGUGUUGACAAACGCCAGCGCCUUGAAUGAGGUCAUCUCCAGUACUAAAAAGUUUCUGGAGGAAAACCGGAGCAAGCUGACACCAGAUCAAAUCGUCACCGUUGAGAGCAAGUUGGAAGAGGCUAAAAGCAAAGCCACGCUCAUUAACCAGCGGGCUGAGGAGUCCAGGAAAGAUUUGGAGAAGGUUGUGACCACAGCCAUAAAACAGGAGAGCGAAAAGGCAGCAGCUGUUGAGCGGCUUGAAGAAAGUAAAAACAAAAUCGAAGGCCUCCUGGACUGGAUAUCCAACAUAGGCAAUGAAAACGAGAGCGGUCUGGAUAAAUCUGACCAUAUAAGUAAAGAAAAUGGAAAUCUGCCAGAAGAAACUUCAGCCACAGGACAGAUAAGAGAGGAUGACGAUGCCAAUGGAAACGCUUUACAGACCACUGAGAAUGAUUCUGGCAGCGGGAAGGACGAUGCUUCCCUGGACCUCGAUAAGCAGCAUGACAGGGUCAAGGCCCGUCAUCAGGAGAUUCUGUCCCAGCAGCAGGAUCUCAUCAUGGCCACACAGUCAGCCCAGGCUCUGCUCGACAAGCAGGCGAACGUGCUGUCUCCUGAGGAGAAGGAGAAACUGCAGAAGAACAUCCAGGAGCUGAAGGGGCGCUACGAGGUCUCGCUGACGCAGGCUGAGCAGCAGAUGAAGCAGGUGCAGUGUGUCCAGGAGGAGCUGAAGAAGUUCCAGGGUGACUGUGAGGAGUUUGUCGGCUGGUUAGACCAGGCGGAGGGACAGGUGGAGCAGCUGGGCGCUCCUGCAAGCUCCCUCAAUAUCCUCAGUGACAAACUCCAGCGACAGAAAAGCUUCUCAGAAGAUGUGAUUUCCCACAAAGGGGACCUCCGCUUCAUCACCAUGUCAGGACAGAAAGUGCUGGAUGUGGCUGACACCUGUCGAUUGGGCGACUCUGCGGCUAAGAACGCUCUGCUGGACGUGGAUACUUCAGGAACCUGUUCUGCUGUCAAGGACAAGUUGGACUCAGCAGCCAGCAGAUACAAAACACUACAUUCCCAGUGCAAUCAGCUUGGCAACAACCUCAAAGAUGUGGUUGACAAAUACAAGAAGUAUGACGACUCGAGCGCCGGUCUUUUAAAGUCGCUCAACAACUCCGAGGAGGAGGCGAGAAAGCAGCAAUCAGAGGCCAUAGCAGCUGAUCCACAAACACUACAGAAACAGCUGGAGGAGACCAAGGUCCUACAAGGUCAGAUGACAGGACAUCAGACUGCUAUUGACACACUACGCAAAGCGGCUGAGUCUUUGAUAACAUCUGAAGGAGACCUGUUGAACAACUCAGAUGACAUCCAGGAGACAGUAGAUGACAUCAUUGAGCGCUACGACAAUCUGUCCAAGUCCGUGAGUGAUCGAAAUGAAAAACUGCAGAUCACCCUGACUCGCUCCAUGAGCGUCCAGGAUGGUUUGGAUGAGAUGAUGGGAUGGAUGGAGGGAGUGGAGGCAAGUGUGAAAGAGAAAGGACAAAUUCCCCUGGACUCUGCAUCCAUUGGAGAUAUCCUCAGCAAAGAAGUAGCAUUAGAGCAGGACAUAGCAAGUCGCCAGAGCAGCAUCUCAGCCAUGAAAGCCAAGGUGAAGAAGUUUGUGGAGACGGCAGAUCCUUCUGCUGCUGCGCUCCUGCAGUCCAAGAUGGAUGCUCUCUCCCAGCGCUUCUCCGAUGCAUGUGACAAGCAUAAGCAAAAAGUUUCCCAACUGGAGCAGCUGAAGGAAAAGGUUGAGCAGUUUGACAAGGUUACAGAUAAAGUCCAGCAGUUUGUCGUGAAGCGUUCACAAGAUCUCCAUGAGACAGACGGGCCCGGGAAAACUUUCAAUGAAUUGUCUCAGCUAAUGCAGAACACUAAAGCUGAGAUGGCUGAACAUGCCAGUGAUUUGGAGAAGCUGCAGACUCUGUGCAAGGAGCUGUCUGAAAUAAGCCCCGAUGGAAACAAAGCCCAGAUCAAGAGCAAGAUGGACAAUCUCUCAAAUAUUUUCAGCACCUUCAAAGACACUGUCAAAGAAAAGGAAGAGGAGGUAUCAUCCUGUCAGGACCAGCUGGGAGAGUUCAGAUCUGCAGCGAGCGCUCUCACCAAGUGGCUGGAGCAGACCACUGAGAAAGUACCUGCGGUUCAGCCGAGCAGCAGUGUGAAAAGUCUGGAGAAGGACCUGCAGAUAGUCACUGGAUUAUUAGAUGAGUGGACAUCCAAAGACCCAGCUGUCCAAGACCUGAGCAGUAAAGGAUCCGCGCUGUGCAGCCUCAUGACUUUCCUCAUGUCCCCCGCCAAGACAAAGACCCCUAACAAGUCAGCUCUUACUAAUGGUGGUGGUCCAGCGAGCCAUUCCUACCUAACCAAUAAAGAGCUGAUGGUCAUUCAGCAGAACAUGUCAUUCGUCAAUGAGGGAUACUCAAGCCUCGGGAAACUGCUGAAGAGUCGAGCAGCUGAGCUGAGUAGUUCGGUGCAGGAGGUGAAAGAGGCUAAAAAGGAGACGGACAACAUGAUGACAUGGCUGAAGGACAUGAAAAACACUGCAGCAUCCUGGAACAAAGCAGCCACAGAGAAAGAUUCAGUGAAAACACAGCUGGAACAGCAGAAGGCAUUUGAGGAUGUCAUGAAGCAAAAGCAGGAGCAGCUCCAGAAGCUCAGAGAGACGCUCCUCAACUUGAUUAAGACUCAUCCAAACUCCCCCGAGGCAGCAAAAUGGAAGCAGAUGCUGUCUGAAAUAGAUGCUGCUUGGGCAGAUAUUAGCAGCUCUGUAGAGGACAGGAAGCAGCACCUGGAGCAGUCCAACAAGAACCUGGACAUCUUCCAAACAACUGAGCUGCAGCUUGGUCAGUGGCUUUCAGAGAAAGAGCUGAUGAUGAGUGUCCUUGGACCCCUCUCGAUAGACCCAAACAUGCUCAAAAUGCAAAAGCAACAAGUUCAGAUCCUCCAGAACGAAUUUAAGAGCCGCAAACCUCAAUAUGAGCAACUGGAGGAAGCUGCCUCUUCUAUCCUGAGCUCCUCAGGCAACCAGGACCCCUCAAGUGGGAAGCUGGUGAGGGAGCAGCUCGCUGCCGUUACCCAGAAGUGGCAAGGCCUCACCGGACAGCUCGACCAAAGAGACAGCGUCAUCGACCAGGCCGUGGUGAAGACGGCCCAGUUUCAGGAUUUACUGAGGAGUGUCAGUCAGACUGCCACUCAGCUGGAGAAUCAGCUCACCAACCAUCAGGGCCACAGCACCCAGCCCGACGCUGUGAAGAAGCAGUUGGAGGACGUCCAUAACAUCUCGGCUCAGCUGAGAGAUGAGAAGAAGAAGCUGAAGGAGGCCGAGACCAUAAACACAGAGCUCACAGCGAUGGUGACGGAAGAAUAUCUAAAAGCAGACUUGGCCAGACAGCUGGAGAGUGUCAGCAAGCCUUUCAAACAGCUGGAAGAGAAAGCAGCAAAACGGAUCGAGCAGCUCAACUCAACCUUUGCCAGCUCUCAGCAGUUCCAUCAGACCUCCAAAGACUUCCAGUCAUGGCUGGGUGAGACGCUCCAGGAACAGUCGAAGCCGCAACCCAUUUCCGCCAAAGUGGACGUCCUGCAACAAACCCUGGAGGAGCACAGCAAACUCCAGAAGGCGCUCAGAGAACAUGAAGAAGCUUAUAACACAAUCAGUGGGGAAGGGGAGAUGCUUCUGCAGAAAACUGACGGUGCAGAAAAGUUGGCGCUGCAAGGACAGCUUACUACCCUCUCUUCCGACUGGGAGGAGGUGAAGAAGAGCUCCGUGGAGCAAGCUGAAAAACUCCAGACGGCUCUGCAGAAAUCUCUGAAGUAUCAGGAGCACGCAGAGAAGCUCAGCUCUUGGAUUCAAGACUGUGAAGAGAGUGAGAGCCGAGUCAAACUCACUGUUGAUCCAGUUGCUGUGGAGAGCUCCAUUUCUCAGGUGAAAGCUCAGCAGAAGGAUGUCGACAAGCACAGGGGGAUGGUGGAGCAGCUCAACGCGGCUGCAGAUAGCCUUCUUGAGGUGGUCAACGCAGACACUGAAGCUAUCAAAGAGGAGAAGGGUAGCAUUGGCAAAAGAGUGGACAAUGUAGUGGAAGGUCUGCAGAGCAAAAGGGACGUCCUGGAGAAGAUUUCACACACAGUUAAGGAGUUUAACGAUGCCUAUAAAGAGGCAACGGGUCAGCUCGAGGGGGCGAAGAAGCAGGUGGAUACAUAUGAAUCACAGGGAUUGCAGGCACACAGCAACAAGAAUCUGACCAACAUGAAAGCCCAACAUAAGAGUUUAGAGGGAGUGCAGAACCAAGUGGAGCACCUGAAGACGAUGGCCAAGGACCUUGUGGUCGAUGUCCCAGAUGCUGAUGGAGUAACAGACCUCUUACUGCAGGCUGACAGCAUGGAAAAAGACUUCAGCACGCUUAACAAGAAACUAGAGGAGACGUGUCAAGUGUUGGAGGGCAAACUGCAGGGUAUCGGGCAGUUCCAAAACCGCAUCCGUGAGAUGUUCACCUCUUUCACCGACCUGGAUGAUGAGCUGGACAGCAUGGCUCCUGUGGAUCUUGACUUGGCCACUCUUAAAGAACAGCAGGACAACAUUCAGAGUUUUGUGGCAAAGCUGCAAGAGCUGAUGGCCAACACGACCAAUGCUGGAGACAGCUGUAAGAAGAUGCUCGAGACUGAAACCUCGCCCGACCUGUUAGGCCUGAAGAGAGAUCUGGAUGCUCUGAGUAAGCAGUGUGGAAAACUGUUGGACAGGGCUAAAGGCAGAGAGGUGCAGGUGCAGAGCACGCUUACCAAACUGGAGGAGUUGUACGGUAAACUCCACCAAGCGGACGAUAAACUUUGCAGUGCUGUGGGCAAGGAGGCGUCGCAGGAGGCAGUCGGCAUGGAGACGGACGUCAUCAACCAUCAGCUGGAGGCCUUUAAGGCUUUCCAGAAAGAGGACAUUGAGCCAUUGCAGACACAGCUUCAGGACAUCAGCUCCCUCGGCCACGGCCUGAUCCAAUAUGCUGCCAAAGGCACCAGCACCAAGAAGCUUGAGGACGACCUUGAGGAAGUCAACACAAAGUGGAAUACCCUCAAUAAAAAGAUUGCUGAGCGUUCAGCCCAGCUGCAUGAAGCCCUGUUGCAUUGUGGGAGGUUCCAGGAUGCUCUGGAAUCACUGCUCAGCUGGUUGACCGACACAGAAGAGCUUAUGGCCAAUCAAAAACCUCCAUCUGCAGAGUUCAAAGUGGUCAAGGCGCAGAUACAAGAGCAGAAACUCUUGCAGAGACUGCUGAAUGAUAGAAAGCCAACAGUGGAGCUGAUAAAAAAGGAGGGAGAGAAGGUUGCAGAACUGGCAGAGUUGGUGGAUAAAGAGAAGGUUGCUAAAGAGAUUGAAGGCCUCGGGCAGAGGUGGGACAGUCUGCUCAAGAAGGCUGAAAACAGGCACAAGCAACUAGAGAGCAUCUUAGUGGUGACUCAGCAGUUCCACGAGACCCUAGAGCCCCUGAGCGAGUGGCUUGCCGCUACAGAGAAACACCUAGCCAACUCCGAACCUGUCGGCACUGAGACGUCUAAGUUGGAGGAUCAGAUCUCUCAGCAUAAGGCCUUAGAGGAGGAGAUUAUGAAUCACAGUAAAGACCUGUUACAGGCCGUCAGCCUGGGUCAGAUGCUCAAAGCUGUGAGCUCAGUGGACGAAAAGGAGUUUGUUCAGUCCAAACUGGACGCCACCCAGGCCUGUUACAUAGAGCUCCAGGAGCGAUGCAGGAGGAAAGCCGAGAUGCUGCAGCAGGCUUUGGCAAACGCUCAGGUGUUUGGAGAAGACGAGGUGGCCUUCAUGAACUGGCUCAACGAGGUGCAUGCGAAGCUGAGUGAAGUGUCCGUGGAGGACUACAAAGUAGAUGUUCUUGAAAAGCAGCUGGCAGAACAACGGGAGCUGCAAAGUGAUAUUGACUUGAGGAAGAACAAUGUUGACCAAGCCAUCUCUAAUGGGAUGGAGCUUCUGAAGCAAACAACAGGUGAUGAGGUGGUUGUAAUCCAAGGCAAACUAGACGGAAUAAAAACAAAGUACGCUGAGAUCAGCUCUAUGAGUGACAGCGUUUUGAAGACAUUGGAGCGGGUUUCAAGUCUCUCCACCAAGCUGCAGCGCACCCACGAGGACCUGAGCUCCUGGCUGGAGAAAGUAGAGGCUGAGGUCAGCGCUUUUGCUGAUCAGGAACCAGUGGGCGAGCAGCUCAUUUAUGCACAAAGCAGGCAGAAGACCUUGUUGAAGGAGAGCAAAGACCAAAAACCUGUGAUGGCCAAGCUGAAUGAGUUGAGUAGCUCUCUCCUGGAUCUGAUCCCCUGGCACACUCGUGAGGGUCUGGACAAGCUGGUGACUGAGGACAAUGAGCGGUACGGAGCCGUCUGCGAAACCGUCACCCAGCAGGUCGACCAGGUCAACGCUCAUAUACUCAAGUCACAGCAGUUUGAACAGGCUGCAGACACUGAACUCUCCUGGCUGACUGAAGCUGAGAGGAAGUUGCUGUCUAUGGGCGAGAUCAGGCUGGAUCAGGACCAAACCUCAGCCCAGCUCCAAGCACAGAAGAUCUUCUCCAUGGACAUCAUGAGGCACAAAGAUGCGGUGGAUGAUAUUGUGAAAACAGGAAAGUCCAUCAUGAACAGCAAAAACCCAGAGGAGAAAGAAAUCUUGAAGGCCAGGACUCAGACUCUGUUGGAGAAGUACGGCAUCGUCAGUCAGCUGAACUCGGAACGCUGUCUACAGCUGGAGCGAGCCCAGUCUCUGGCCAGUCAGUUCUGGGAGACCUAUGAGGAGAUGUGCCCGUGGCUUCAGGAAACCAUGAGCGCCUUCAGCCAGCUGCCUCGGCCCUCCAUCGAGUACGAAACGCUCAGGCAGCAGCAAGAGGAGCUCAGGCAAAUGCGAGAGCUGAUUUCCGAGCACAAGCCCCACAUCGACAAGAUGAAUAAGACGGGGCCUCAGCUGCUUGAACUCAGCCCAGUGGAGGGAGUCCCCAUCAGGGAGAAGUACACAGCUACAGACCAACUUUACACCAAACUCAAGGCUGAUGUCAAGGAGAGAGCUGCUACUCUGGAAGAGGCCAUCUCCAAAUCUACCCAGUUCCAUGAUAAAAUUGACCCGAUGCUGGAAUCCCUGGAACGGAUCGCUGAACGCCUGCGGCAGCCUCCGUCCAUCUCGGUGGAGGUGGACAAGAUCAGAGAGCAGAUUACUGAAAAUAAAUCAGUCUCUGUGGAUUUGGAGAAGCUGCAGCCCUCUUAUGAAACACUGAAGCAGCGAGGCGAGGAGAUGAUCGCACGGUCUGAAGGAGCAGACAAGGACAUAUCUGCUAAAGUUGUACAAGACAAACUGGACCAGAUGGUGUUCCUCUGGAGCGACAUCCAGGCCUUACGGGAGGAGCGUGAGGCAAAGCUGCUGGAUGUGAUGGACCUGGCAGACAAGUUCUGGUGCGACCACUGCGCUCUCAUCAUCACCAUCAAAGACAGCCAGGACCUGCUGAGAGAGCUGGAGGAGCCCGGAGUCGAUCCUUCAGUCGUCAAACAGCAGCAGGAGUUUGUCGAGGGAUUCAAGGAGGAGAUCGAUGGGCUGCUGGAAGAGCUCGAAGUGGUUCAAAACCAAGGGGCAGAGUUUAUGACUGCCUGCGGGGAACCUGAUAAACCCGUGAUAAAGAAAAGUCUUGAUGAGGUGAACUCGGCGUGGGAAAAUCUCAAUAAGACUUGGAAGGAGAGAGUAGAGAGACUGGACGAAGCCAUGCAGGCUGCUGUGCAGUUCCAGGACGGCCUGCAGGGUAUGUUUGACUGGGUGGAUAUUCUGGAGAGCAAACUGGAUUCAAUGACCCCCGUCGGCACAGACCUGGAAACUGUCAAGCAGCAGAUUGUGGAACUCAAGGAGUUCAAAGGAGAGGCGUACCAGCUGCAGAUCGAGAUGGAGCGGCUGAACCAUCAGGCCGGUCUCCUGCUGAAGAAGGUGACGGAGGAGGCCGAUCGCUGCGCCAUCCAGGAGCCAAUGUCCGAGCUCAAGAUGCUCUGGGACAACCUGGAUGAGAAGAUCAUCAGCCGACAGCACAAACUGGAGGGAGGCCUCCUGGCUCUUGGCCAGUUCCAGCACGCACUGGACGAGCUGCUGGCCUGGAUGAGCCACACCGAGGAGCUGCUCAACGACCAGAGGAAGGCUGGAGGAGACCCCAAAGCCGUCGAGAUAGAGCUCGCCAAGCAUCACGUUCUCCAGAAUGAUGUCUUCGCUCACAAGGCGACAGUUGAGUCCGUCUAUAAGGCCGGUAAAGAUCUUGUAGAGUCCAGCGCCGGAGAGGAAGCUUCUGGUCUGCAGAGCAAACUGGAAAACCUGAACCAGCGGUGGAAAGACAUCCUGGAGAAGACAGGACAGAGGAAGCAACAACUACAGAGCGCUCUGCUUCAGGCCCAAGGUUUCCAUGGUGAGAUAGAAGAUAUGCAGCAAUGGCUGAAAGACACAGAACGUCAGCUGUUGGCAUCAAAGGCUGUGGGAGGCUUACCAGACACGGCCCGGGAGCAGCUUAACGCCCAUCUGGAGUUGUGUUCUGCCUUCGAGGUGAAGGAGGAACUGUAUCAGCAGCUGAUGAACAAGGGUCAGCAGCUGCUCGCCAUAACACCUGAGGGUCCAGACAGCAACACGGAGCAGGACCUCGGCAACCUGAAGGACAAAUGGGAAGCCGUGCACGGGAAGGUCGCUGAGAGAAAGGUGAAACUAGAGGAAGCCUUGACGCUGGCCACAGAUUUCCACAACUCUCUGCAGGACUUCAUCAACUGGCUAACCCAAGCAGAGCAGACGCUGAACAUGGUGUCCCCCGCCUCCCUCAUAAUGGACACCAUCAUGUUUCAGAUUGAUGAGCAUAAGAUGUUUGUGACAGAGGUGAACUCUCACAGGGAACACAUCAUUGAACUGGACAAGACAGGAACACAUUUGAAGUACUUCAGCCAGAAACAGGAUGUGGUGCUGAUCAAGAACCUGCUGCUGAGCGUGCAAGGCCGCUGGGAGAAGCUGGUGCAGCGGUCUGUUGAGCGAGGUCGUCUGCUGGAUGACGCCAGGAAGAGGGCGAAACAGUUCCAUGAAACGUGGAAUAAACUGAUGGAGUGGUUGGACGAGUCUGAGAGGACUCUGGACUCAGAAGUGGAAAUUGCAAACGAUCCGGACAAAAUUAAGACGCAGCUGGUGCAGCACAAGGAGUUCCAAAAAGCCGUGGGCAGCAAACACUCAGUGUAUGACACCACCACUCGCACAGGGCGCGCCCUGAAAGACAAGACCUCCCUGCAGGAUGAUAAUCAGAAGCUGGACGACAUGCUGAGUGAACUGAGGGACAAAUGGGACACGGUUUGUGGCAAGUCAGUAGAAAGACAAAACAAGCUCGAGGAGGCCCUGUUGUUCUCCGGCCAGUUUACAGACGCUCUCCAGGCUCUCAUUGACUGGCUGUACAGAGUUGAACCUCAGCUGGCUGAGGACCAGCCCGUACAUGGAGACAUAGACCUGGUUCUCAACCUGAUAGACAACCACAAGGUGUUCCAGAAGGAGUUGGGAAAGAGGACAGUCAGCGUUCAGGCCCUCAAGCGUUCAGCCAGGGAGCUGACCGACAUCAGUCACGAUGACUCGUCCUGGGUCAAAGUCCAGAUGCAGGAGCUGAGCACUCGCUGGGAGACGGUGUGCAACCUCUCGGUGUCCAAACAGGCGCGGCUGGAGCAGGCACUGUGCCAGGCUGAGGAGUUUCACUCCACUGUUCAUAUCCUGCUGGAGUGGCUGGCUGAGGCUGAGCAGAGUUUGCGUUUCCAUGGCAGCCUGCCUGAUGAUGAGGAGGCUCUGCAGGCGCUUAUCGAACAACACAAGGAGUUUAUCAAGAGACUGGAGGAGAAACGAGUGGCUCUAAAUAAAGCAACCAGUCUGGGGGAAGCUAUUCUUAUCAUCUGCCAUCCAGACUCUAUCACAACCAUCAAACACUGGAACACUAUCAUUAAAGCGCGGCUUGAAGAGGUGCAGGCUUGGGCGAGGCAGCACCAGCAGCGGCUGGCCACGGCCCUCACUGAGCUGUUAGCCACUCAGGAGCUGCUGGAGAAUCUGCUGACCUGGCUUCAGUGGGCUGAGACCAACCUCAACGAUAAGGACAAGGAGCAGCUGCCGCAGGAGCUCGAUGAGGUCAAAAGCCUCAUAGCAGAACAUCAGGCCUUCAUGGAGGAAAUGACCAGGAAGCAACCAGAUGUUGACCAAAUCACCAAGACACACAAAAGGAAGGCUGCUGUGGAGCCCCCAAUCCAGUCUCACAUCCCUGUGCUUGACAAAGGAAGAACUGGAAGAAAACGUUCUCCCACACAAACGAUGUAUGCGACAGCAACACAACCUCCCAUCGAGACAAAGAACCCGCGGGUUAACCUGCUGGUCACUAAGUGGCAGCACGUGUGGCUGCUGGCUUUGGACAGAAGGAGGAAACUCAAUGAUGCCAUGGACAGACUGGAGGAGUUGAAGGAAUUUGCCAACUUUGACUUUGAUGUUUGGCGGAAGCGCUACAUGCGCUGGAUGAACCAUAAAAAGUCUCGUGUCAUGGACUUCUUCCGCCGCAUUGACAAGGAUCAAGAUGGCAAGGUGACCCGGCAGGAGUUUAUAGAGGGCAUCCUCUCCUCCAAAUUCCCCACCAGUCGUCUGGAGAUGAGCGCUGUGGCAGACAUAUUCGACAGAGACGGCGACGGCUACAUUGACUACUAUGAGUUUGUGGCAGCUCUUCAUCCCAACAAGGACGCUUACAAACCGCUGACAGAUGCUGACAAAAUUGAAGAUGAGGUUACACGACAAGUAGCGAAAUGCAAAUGUACAAAACGAUUCCAAGUGGAGCAAAUUGGUGCCAACAAAUACCGGUUCUACCUUGGAAACCAGUUUGGAGACUCUCAGCAGCUUCGUCUUGUGCGGAUUUUACGCAGCACUGUGAUGGUGCGGGUGGGAGGAGGCUGGAUGGCUCUGGAUGAGUUCCUGGUGAAGAACGACCCCUGUCGAGCUAAAGGCAGGACCAACAUGGAGCUGCGAGAGAAGUUCAUCCUCCCAGAGGGAACCACUCAGGUGAUGGCGAGCUUCCGCUACCGAGGCCGAAGAUCUCGGCCGUCAUCCAGAGGAGCUUCUCCCAACAGAUCCUGCUCCAGCCAGAGCUGCGCGGCCCCAUCAAACCCAGCUGUGACCAGCACACCCAAGACUCCCCAACACAUACCCCGCAAUUAUGAUAAGCCCUGGCUUACAAACAGCAAACCAUCCACUCCUCUUAAAUCAUCAGACUCCUUUGAGAGCCAAGGUUCAUCCUCAGAGAGUACACCAGUUCAAGGCAGCAAAUUACGUCUUCCUGGGUACUUAUCAGGCAAAGGAUUUCAGUGUGGUGAGGAGGGGACGUUGAUCAGCGCUGCUGUACUGAAAGCUCGAACACAGACAAUAGGUGAGUCGAGAAAAAAUUCCAGCCGACCAGGAAGUAAAGCCGGAAGCAGAGGGAGCAGUCGCAGAGGAAGUGACGCCUCUGACUUUGACAUCUCAGACAUCCAGUCUGUGUGCUCAGACACGUCUGAGACGGUCGGUGACACGACCCGAGCGACGCCGCGCUCUGCGUCCCGUCAUAACGGAAGGAAACCCUCCAAGAUUCCCACUCCUCAGAGAAGAUCCACUCCUACGAGCAAACUGGCAAAGGGAUCCAAGCGAUAGUCAAUGACCUUGGAAACAAAGAACCCAGGAGCUAGUUGCACCCUAAACACGUAACGGACACUGGAGAUAUCUAACUUAAAAGACUGCAAAUGUGUUGAGUGUUAUUUAAAUGGUUGCGAAGAUGUAAAAUAUUCUGUUGAGAGGCAAUAUGGUUUAAUAUUAUGUGAGAAUGGAAUGUUAAUGGCCUUGUGCAUUUGUUUUUUAAUGUAUUUUAUUUUUUGUGAAAAAUGUCAAAUUGUUUUUAUCGUAUUUUAUUUUAUUAAUGCAAAACCUGUAGAGGUUUGAUAAACACUAGAACACCUGGGAAUGACUACGUUUAGCUAACAUUUCUAAACACACUAAUGAAGGGCAACACGCGGGGUAGCGCUCUGAGAGUUAUUGAAUGUACUGUAAUUUAUGUUUGCUGAUGUUUGGAGUAGAUGGUGCAAUAUGGUACCAUUUGAGGCACUGCAAUUAUCUAUUUAAGUGCUAUGAUAAACUGCCAACAUGCAUUUAAAGGGCAAUGCAAUAUAUUACAAUAAACCCCAGUAAGCACUGCAGAAACCUUUUUAAAAACACUAUUUAAGGCUAGUAGCAGAAACCUCGUAAUCAUGAAGCUUUUAAGUCCUGUUUGUUUGUGAGCAGCUGCAGUCCCUGUUCUGUUCCACCACUUCACAUCGGCGUGUGCAGUGACCUUGAAGAGGUGCCACUCCAUGUAGACAUUCUCUUGUGCAUCCAUGUCAAUGUAUGGUAUAUUUCGGUAGAGCUGAAAUUGUCACUGUAACAUUACUUUGUAAUAAACCUGCUUGCAGAAAGCCACCAGA